Messenger RNA from Ascoidea rubescens DSM 1968, 480 nucleotides. RefSeq lists its product as uncharacterized. The record is from RefSeq and is a predicted model, not a curated record. Bases 1 to 480 code for a protein of 159 amino acids. The transcript has a single exon. Lineage: Eukaryota; Fungi; Ascomycota; Saccharomycetes; Ascoideales; Ascoideaceae.
AUGAGACUCUUCAAUUCAAUUAUUUUUUUAUCGUUAGCUUUAAAAUCCUUAUCAUCCCCAGUCCCUUCAAAUAAUAAAGAUAGCAAUGGUUUAGAACCUCAAACUUUAAAUCAAAACCAAGCACAAGAAUUAGAGAAUUUAGAACAAUAUGAGGGCGAACCUGAUGAUUUUGACUAUUCCACUGCAAAUGAAAUCCAAAAAUUAGAAGAAGAAAAUCUUAAAAAAAAUCAAGUUGAAUGGCCAAAAUUUUGGUGUGAAAAACAGUGUCGUGAAACCUAUUUACUAUAUAAAGGUUGUGAACUUCAAGGAGAUUUGAUUGGUGAAACUUGUACCUGCUCUCCUCAUUUUAGAUAUAAAAUUAACAAAUGUACUAACGAUGGUUGCGAUCACUUUUAUGAUCAUGCCCCAGAAUGGCAAGAAAAAAUUGAGCCAUUGAUUGAAUAUUGCAAAGACAAAGGUGAUGACUUUGUUAAUUAUUAG